ACGGAACUUUUUCUCACUCGUGGUUUGGUUUCGACGGCGAUAAGAUGUACGGCAUACAGUUGAACGUUAGUGAAGCCAGCAAGGUGAUCGAGAGGGCGGCAGCAGAUGGCUCUUCGGAUGAUGAUCACGCACUGCUGGUGGCCAAAAUAGUGGCUAUGGUGGUGCUACUUGUGGUCACAUUAAUAUGCGCUGCCCUGCCGUAUAUGCUGAAUCGCUGCCUAAAGUGGACAAGUCAGAGUCCGGAGGAGACGCGCUCUUCGCCAGUGGUGCGAGGUCUUAUCUACUUUGGUGGUGGUGUAUUGUUUGCCACAACAUUUCUUCACAUGAUGCCGGAUAUUAUUGAAAUUGUGGAGCAUCUACAACACUGCGGCACAUUGGCCAAAACUCCAUUUGCACUGCCUGAGAUGCUUUUUUGUUCUGGAUUCUUCAUAAUCUAUGCCAUGGAUGAGCUUAUGUUUAAAGUAAUGGUGAGACAUCAAAAGAAACUCACCCGCUCGGAGUCGCGGGCCAGCGAAGCGUUUCAUCGUGGUCACAGCAUUAGAAACAGCGUGCUGAUGACUGAACAGCGACCAAACAAGACGCAAGUGGAGCACAGCGAAUCUCAGCAUGCUGCUGGCCAUGGCCACAGUCAUAUGCCAGUGGAAGAGAGCGGCUCGUUGCGUGGCUUAGGCAUUAUUCUGGCGCUUUCCCUGCAUGAACUCUUCGAGGGCAUGGCCGUUGGACUGCAGUUUACUGUUGGCACUGUCUGGUUUAUGUUUGGUGCCAUAGCUAUCCAUAAGCUGGUGCUCGCUUUUUGCGUGGGCAUGGAAUUGCUUGUAGCGCGCACUCGCACUAGUUUGGCCAUUAUAUAUCUGACAACUUUCUCGAUUGUCACACCAAUUGGCAUUGGCAUAGGCAUUGGCAUUAGUUCACAAGACGAUGGCCAAGCAGCAAAUCUACCGUCAGGAAUAUUGCAAGGAUUGGCUGCUGGAACGCUCUGCUAUGUGGUGUUCUUUGAAAUUCUAACGGUACAUCAUGCUGGCUGGCGUGCAUAUGUGGCUGCAUUCCUGGGCUUUCUAUUAAUGUUCGGACUGCAAAUCUUAGCUGAUGAAGCGGAAGGUGCAGAUAACGAUUCCUGUUAAUACCCACUAUUACUAUGUACAUAUAUAAAUUAUAUUAAUUUGCACCUCACACAUUGUAAUCGAAGCAACACUUGCGGCCGUUUAUACAUAUAUAAAAGACGUGCCUUUUAAAAUAAACACGAACAAAUU
This is a messenger RNA of Drosophila busckii, 1250 nucleotides long. RefSeq names its product zinc transporter ZIP1. Gene Ontology annotation, cellular component: plasma membrane. The record is from RefSeq and is a predicted model, not a curated record. Gene Ontology annotation, molecular function: zinc ion transmembrane transporter activity. The transcript has 2 exons. Gene Ontology annotation, biological process: zinc ion transmembrane transport. The coding region runs from base 45 to 1121 and encodes 358 amino acids. NCBI's taxonomy places the organism in Eukaryota, Metazoa, Arthropoda, Insecta, Diptera, Drosophilidae.